AUGUCUUGGAAAUUGAUUGAGCCUGUCUCGGGACAGGUCUGGCACGCAAUCGUACCACAACGCUCGCCGGCCUACGAGUACGAGCCUAUCACGCCACAGGAUGUCCAGGACGUCGUGGCCGUCCUGUAUGGACGCACAGAGCUUUGUUUCUCGUGGCCGAUCUUGCUGCUGCUGCAACCUCGCGCCAGCCGUCGCCGGCUAUUAUGGAGCAGACAGGGCCGAUCGUGA
Grosmannia clavigera kw1407 is the source of this 228-nucleotide messenger RNA. RefSeq lists its product as uncharacterized. The transcript has a single exon. The record is from RefSeq and is a predicted model, not a curated record. NCBI's taxonomy places the organism in Eukaryota, Fungi, Ascomycota, Sordariomycetes, Ophiostomatales, Ophiostomataceae. The coding region runs from base 1 to 228 and encodes 75 amino acids.